Messenger RNA from Lingula anatina, 1170 nucleotides. RefSeq names its product FMRFamide peptide receptor frpr-18-like. Gene Ontology annotation, biological process: G protein-coupled receptor signaling pathway. Gene Ontology annotation, molecular function: G protein-coupled receptor activity. Gene Ontology annotation, cellular component: membrane. The record is from RefSeq and is a predicted model, not a curated record. Lineage: Eukaryota; Metazoa; Brachiopoda; Lingulata; Lingulida; Lingulidae.
AUGGAAAGCGGGAUAGCGGAAAGUAACACCUCUACUCGUCUCAAUCCCAUUAUGUAUGGCGUAGUGGACACACAACAAGCUUGUAACUGUUCAAUCCAGUCAAAAGACACUUUCUUUGAAACGGAAUAUUUUCAGUCGUUUUCUGACAGUUACAGAAUGUUUCGGUACGUGUUGAACAUUGCUAUACUUCUGCCCUGUUCGAUUUUGGGGCUGGCUGGCAAUGCACUCUCCUUUGUGGUGUUCCGGAAAAGUGGCAGAACGAUGACCUCGACCUUUCUUCUACUCAAAACGCUGGCUGUUGCAGAUUCCCUCAUUCUAAUAUAUUGCCUGUUUUUCAUCUGCGUUCCGAAUCUUACCAUGAUCAAAUCCACGCCGCUGCUGGAGAAGUACAUGGUAUUUAUAGCCGAAAGCAUCCCGUACUCCUAUCCCGUCUUCUUUAUCCUACUGGCGUUAGCUAAUUGGAUCGUGGUUCUCGUAGGACUUGAGCGGUUCAUUGCCAUAUGCCAUCCGUUUAGAGCUAAACUGCUCUGCACCCUCUCCAAGACCAAAAAGCACAUCAUUGCCGUCUUCGUCCUCGCCAUCGCCUUCGGCUUGCCCCGCUUCUGGGAACUGAAAGUUCUGACAGUCAUCGAUUCGCGCUGUCACCCUUCGUGCGGAAAGGUCGAGAAACAACUUUCGGUCGUAUUCACAGAUUUUGGGCGGGAUCCCGUGUAUGUGUACGCCUACCGUAUCGUCUGGCACACCCUGGAGAUCGUCGUAAUCCCCCUGAUUAUGGUGGGGUACUUCAACGUCCACCUAUUGGCCUCCCUGCACAAGAUGGACGAAAACGGCAAGCGCCUGUUUGGCCAGAGAGCGUCAACCAGAAGCACAAACAUCAUGUUAGUGGUGGUAGUCCUCGUCUUCAUUGUCUGCCAGCUACCUCUGUGUUUGACACACAUUAUAAACCCCUUUCGCCCCUUCUUUUCUGUGGUGGCGCAAGACAACUUUCAGUACGCGCUCGAGACUGCCAUCUGCCUCGCUCUGAUCAACCAUGCCUUGAACUUUUGGGUGUAUUACGUCGCCGGGAAGCGAUUUAGGAGGGUUUUUAUGGAGACUUUGUUCCCGUGCUGCGUUGUUCCUGAACCGAGGGAGUCGAAUGGCAUACCGUUGCAUGCCACGCCCACGCCGUAA